ACAGUUUUUUGUGAAGAAGUCAUGUGUGAGAUGGGUGUGAUUCCUGUGUUGACUGUAAAACCAUCGAGAGCCCUCUUUGAUGAGAAGUUCCAUGUGGUUGUGGGGAACUUACCACCGACACAGGAGGUCACACUACAUUCUUUACAUCAGUCUGAAGACACAGACUACUGGGAGGCGUUUGGGCACUAUGUCAGUGAUGCUCAGGGAAGGAUCACAGUCUUUAAGGAUCCAAGUGUAGGGGGGACAUAUGAGGGUGUUGAGCCCAUGGGUCUGUUGUGGAGCAUGAGACCAAUACCUGGCAGUAGACCGGAACUCAGGUUGAGGAAGAAGGAGGUCCACACUCCCAUGGUGGUGCACAUCUCUGUGUACAGGGGACACAUGAGUCAGGGGUUCAGGGAGCAGGUGGCCCUGGCGAGUGUCGUCACAGAGCGCUGGUACAUGGCCCCCGGAGUCCGCAGGGUUGACAUCACAGAGGGAGGGGUCACAGGGACCCUAUUCCUGCCAUCAGGUCCCGGACCCUUCCCCGGAGUUUUAGACAUGUGGGGAGGUAGUGGCGGGCUGGUGGAAUAUCGAGCGGCUCUCUUGGCAUCCCAGGGCUUUGCUGCCAUGGCGUUAAUUUAUGUCUUCCGAGACCAAAAUAAAAAUUCUACCAUUGGCUACCCUUACUUUGAGACUGCUUUCAGAUUACUGCAGGAUCACCCUCUAGUGGCCGCAGACAGAAUUGCCCUGCUUGGCCUUUCCCUUGGUGUUACAGUGGUUCUGUCCAUCACUGCCUACUCAGAAGCUGUCAAACCCAGAUGUUGUGUGUGCAUCAGUGGCAGCCAUGCUUGUCGAAUUGGAGCUACCCAGUCCAUUGAGGAAACAUCUCAGGGUAUAGACAAAAAAUAUACAAAGGCCCGUACUGAUGAGGAGAAUCGCAUCAUCUGGAGGGACGUUCUUUUACCAAUUCCAGAAGAUAUAGACCUGAAAGUGGAAAUGGGGAGGAUAACAUGUCCUCUGCUGCUGGUUGUUGGACAAGAUGAUCAGAAUUGGGCUGCUGUCGAAUCAGCUGAUGAUGUGAGCUAUGUCCUGUUUGCCUAUGGAAAACAUCAUGCUUCCUAAAUGCAGUUUAAAUACAAGAUAUCAAUUUAUGACAUGAACUAAUUAGCGUUAAACAGAUGAUGGAGAGAGCAGGGAACAGUCACCUGCUGACCACUCUGUCCUACCCUGGAGCUGGUCACCUGAUUGAACCGCCGUAUGGUCCCCACUGCAGGGCUUGUACCUUUGUGUUGCUGCCAGGCCAACAGAGAGUGGUGAUGCUGUGGGGAGGCCUCACCAAACCUCACGCCGUCGCACAGGAAGACUCAUGGGAGAAGAUUCUAGGUUUUCUGCGAGAGCAUCUCUGUCACAGUGUCAAACACCAUGUGCAGUCCAGAUUGUGAGCAUUGUCUUACG
Messenger RNA from Coregonus clupeaformis (lake whitefish), 1434 nucleotides. Its product is annotated as acyl-coenzyme A thioesterase 1-like. The record is from RefSeq and is a predicted model, not a curated record. Bases 22 to 1101 code for a protein of 359 amino acids. Gene Ontology annotation, biological process: acyl-CoA metabolic process; fatty acid metabolic process. Gene Ontology annotation, molecular function: fatty acyl-CoA hydrolase activity. NCBI's taxonomy places the organism in Eukaryota, Metazoa, Chordata, Actinopteri, Salmoniformes, Salmonidae. The transcript is spliced from 9 exons.